Messenger RNA from Ailuropoda melanoleuca (giant panda), 2660 nucleotides. It is a transcript of the gene SMAD7, whose product is annotated as SMAD family member 7. Bases 1305 to 2588 code for a protein of 427 amino acids. Gene Ontology annotation, cellular component: heteromeric SMAD protein complex. NCBI's taxonomy places the organism in Eukaryota, Metazoa, Chordata, Mammalia, Carnivora, Ursidae. Gene Ontology annotation, biological process: anatomical structure morphogenesis; regulation of transcription by RNA polymerase II; SMAD protein signal transduction. Gene Ontology annotation, molecular function: transcription regulator inhibitor activity; I-SMAD binding. The transcript has 4 exons. The record is from RefSeq and is a predicted model, not a curated record.
ACCCGGGCCUCCUUGUUGCCGCAGCCGGGUCGGGGCGAGCAGCUCCUGAGGGGAGUCCCGGCGGCCAGCCGCGGCCAGGGGAGGGGGCGCCGGCGGCCCCCGCAUUAGUGAGCAGCUUGCGCCCAGGAGGGCGAGAGCGCGCUACCCGCCAGGGGCCCGCCGCCGCCGCGCCGCCCUCCCCCGCGCUGUCAGCCCCGCCGGGCGCAGCCGCCGCCGCAGCAUCUUCUGCCCCUGCGCCCCCGUCAGCCCCGAGGAAGUCCCCGCCGAGGACCGGGGCCCCCGGGAGCGCAGGAGGAAAGACCAGACUCCCCUAAAACACCCCGAUGCCGAGGAUUGAAGCAGCCUAGCCAGAGCUUUCCGUGGAUUAAAAAAAAAUACACGAUUUUUUUUUCCCUUGGCAGAAGAAAAGGAGAGGAAGACCAGCGGGGCUCUGCAAGGAAAAAAGGGGGAUGUAACUCGUGGAUACGUUUUUUUCCCACCCCUCAAAUGUCUUGUUCUACUUUGUAAACAUUUUCUUUUUUUAAACCCCAGCUCCAGCCGGACGCCCCCAGACCUCCGGGGGUGCGAGGAGGUGGUGGUUUUCAUUUUGGGCUUUGCAUAUUUGGUUCUUAGAUUUUUGAGAGCUUCUUAUUCCGCCAGACAUCUCAUGCGGGGUGAAGUCCACUCGGCCCCCUCCCCCGAGUCUUCGUGUACACGGAAUUCGAGGAGAUCCGGUUACUAAGGAUAUAGAGGAAAAAAAUAAAUCGCGUGCCUGCUUUUUUUUUUUUUAAUUGCCUGUUCUCCCCACCCCCAAAUUAAGUUCCUUAGGGGAAAGAGGCUUUUUCCUCCCUCCAGGAGCCCAGCAGAACGCCUUUCGUUUUUUGCUCCCGCGGAUCUUCCAUGUAGGAAGCCGAGGCUGGCGAGCCCGACACUCGGGAGCCGCUGCGGGGGGGUCUCUUUUUUGGGAGGCGCCGACCGGGGCAGGCUUCGCCGCCCCCAGGGAAGCGGCGGCCGCGUUCCUCCGGGGUGCGCCGGGGCCCGAGAGCCGCGCAGGGCGCGGGCCGCGCGGGGUGGGGCAGCCAGAGCGCAGGCCCCCGAGCCCCAGCGGGCGCCCCCGGGCCCCCGCGCGCGCCCCAGCCUCCGGGAGACUGGCGCAUGCCACGGAGCGCCCCUCGGGCCGCCGCCGCUCCUGCCCGGGCCCCUGCUGCUGCUGCUGUCGCCUGCGCCUGCUGCCCCAACUCGGCGCCCGACUUCUUCAUGGUGUGCGGAGGUCAUGUUCGCUCCUUAGCCGGCAAACGACUUUCCUCCUCGCCUCCUCGCCCCGCAUGUUCAGGACCAAACGAUCUGCGCUUGUCCGGCGUCUCUGGAGGAGCCGUGCGCCCGGCGGCGAGGACGAGGAGGAGGGCGCGGGGGGAGGCGGAGGAGGAGGCGGCGAGCUGCGGGGAGAAGGGGCGACGGACGGCCGGGCGCAUGGGGCCGGUGGCGGCGGCGCGGGCAGGGCUGGCUGCUGCCUGGGCAAGGCGGUCCGAGGUGCCAAAGGUCACCACCAUCCCCACCCCCCAGCCACGGGCGCCGGCGCGGCCGGGGGCGCCGAGGCGGAUCUGAAGGCGCUCACGCACUCGGUGCUCAAGAAACUGAAGGAACGGCAGUUGGAGCUGCUGCUCCAGGCCGUGGAGUCCCGCGGCGGUACGCGCACCGCGUGCCUCCUGCUGCCCGGCCGCCUGGACUGCAGGCUGGGCCUGGGGGCGCCCGCCGGCUCGCAGCCCGCGCAGCCGCCCUCGUCCUACUCGCUCCCUCUCCUGCUGUGCAAAGUGUUCAGGUGGCCGGAUCUCAGGCAUUCCUCGGAAGUCAAGAGGCUGUGUUGCUGUGAAUCUUACGGGAAGAUCAACCCCGAGCUGGUGUGCUGCAACCCCCAUCACCUUAGCCGACUCUGCGAACUAGAGUCUCCCCCUCCUCCUUACUCCAGAUACCCGAUGGAUUUUCUCAAACCAACUGCAGACUGUCCAGAUGCUGUGCCUUCCUCCGCUGAAACAGGGGGAACGAAUUAUCUGGCCCCUGGGGGGCUUUCAGAUUCCCAACUUCUUCUGGAGCCUGGGGAUCGGUCACACUGGUGCGUGGUGGCAUACUGGGAGGAGAAGACGAGAGUGGGGAGGCUCUACUGUGUCCAGGAGCCCUCCCUGGACAUCUUCUAUGAUCUACCUCAGGGGAAUGGCUUUUGCCUCGGACAGCUCAAUUCGGACAACAAGAGUCAGCUGGUGCAGAAGGUGCGGAGCAAAAUCGGCUGCGGCAUCCAGCUCACGCGGGAGGUGGACGGCGUGUGGGUGUACAACCGCAGCAGUUACCCCAUCUUCAUCAAGUCAGCCACACUGGACAACCCGGACUCCAGGACGCUGUUGGUACACAAGGUGUUCCCCGGUUUCUCCAUCAAGGCUUUCGACUACGAGAAAGCGUACAGCCUGCGGCGGCCCAACGACCACGAGUUCAUGCAGCAGCCGUGGACGGGCUUCACCGUGCAGAUCAGCUUCGUGAAGGGCUGGGGCCAGUGCUACACGCGCCAGUUCAUCAGCAGCUGCCCGUGCUGGCUGGAGGUCAUCUUCAACAGCCGGUAGCCGCGCGGGGACACGGGGUGGAGCGGGAGCCGAGCGGGCCCAGUCCACGCGACUUUGCUGCUAAUACUUUCC